CAAAAUCAACCCGAGCUCUCCCCUCUUUUCCUUACAGCAACGUAGGGAGGAAAGAGGAGAGCGAAAAGAAGAGAGGAAACAGAGUUGGGUCAUCACGGCUAUACUUGGAGCCGUCGGGUGGAAUCUCCACCGUCAAAGGAAUCCACAAGUGGAAGAGAUUCAGAACAAGGGCCAUCGCCUCGUGACAAAGAGGAGCCCUGCCCCUCACGGUGGCAGGGGAGCCUUGCCUUCCGAAGGAGGAAGCCCUUCUGAUCUACUUUUCCUUGCUGGCGGAGGUUCUCUUCUCCCAUUCCCAUUCCCAUUCCCCUGCCCUUGUUCUUCUUUGAAUUCUACAAAAACAAGGGGUGGGAAAUAAGACCUGGCCAUUCAUUCUCUUCUUUUUUCUUCUUAUUAUUAUUUUUUCCCCGUUCUCUUUCCAAUAACUUCCUCCUUUUAUUGGCAACCGAUAAAAGAAAGAGAUGCUAACCAUUAAGAGGGUUCCUACCGUUGUUUCUAAUUACCAAGAAGAAACCCCUGAGGCGGUCGGAUGCGGCCGCAAAUGCCUUGGCAAGUGCUGCUUGCCUGUGUCUACGCUUCCUCUUUACGUCUUCAAGAGAGAUCGCAAGGCAACUGAUGUUGGAUCCACAUCAGUAUCAGAGGAUUCUCCUAUUUCUUUCCUCAACACCUUACUUCUCGGGCAGUGGGAGGAUCGCAUGAGCAGAGGACUCUUUCGCUACGACGUCACUAGUUGCGAGACCAAGGUGAUCCCUGGCGAAUACGGUUUUGUUGCUCAGCUGAAUAAAGGCCGUCACCUCAAGAAACGACCCACUGAGUUCCGUGUCGAUCGUGUCCUCCAACCCUUUGAUGGAAACAAGUUCAAUUUUACCAAAGUUGGACAGGAAGAGGUGCUCUUUAUGUUCCAAGAAAGUGAGGGUGGCAAGGUCUACUAUUCUGAAAGUGCUCCUAUUAGCACUACCAACUCUCCGAGCGUCAUUGCCAUAAAUGUUAGCCCCAUUGAGUAUGGGCAUGUGCUUUUAAUCCCGCUCGUUCUCGAUUGCUUGCCUCAGAGGAUUGAUCACCAGAGCUUCUUGCUUGCUCUGCAUAUGGCCGCUGAAGCAGGGAAUCCAUUCUUCAGAUUGGGUUACAACAGCUUGGGAGCCUUUGCCACCAUCAAUCACCUCCACUUCCAGGCUUAUUACUUGUCGGUGCCCUUUCCUGUUGAGAAGGCCCCAACACACAGAAUAACAACUGUUAAGGGGCCAGUGGAGAAUGGAGUGACAAUCUCCUGCUUGUUGAAUUAUCCUGUGAGAGGUUUGGUUUUCGAAGGCGGAAACACACUGGAAGAUUUAUCUGAUGUUGUCGCCAACUCUUGCGUUUGGCUUCAGGACAAUAAUGUUCCCUAUAAUGUCCUCAUCUCUGAUUCUGCCAAACGGAUCUUCCUCUUCCCACAGUGUUACGCAGAGAAGCAAGCCCUUGGAGAAGUGAGUCAGGAGCUGUUGGACACCCAAGUAAACCCUGCUGUGUGGGAAAUCAGUGGGCACAUGGUUUUGAAGAGGAAGAAGGACUAUGAGGAAGCAUCUGAGGAUUAUGCAUGGAGGCUUCUUGCAGAGGUGUCUCUCUCUGAAGAGAGGUUCCAUGAAGUUAAGGCUUAUGUCUUGGAAGCUGCAGGCUUUUUAGAAGCUCCUGAGGUUUUGGAUGAUGAUACUGUAGAUGGGAAUGAAACCCGGUUUCAGCCUCCAGUGCCACCACCUGCUGCUACAACCCAUUUGGCCCAAGGGUGUCUGGUACUCCAGUAAGCGAGUGGCUGGUUUUUGUUUUCGGGUUGAACUAGAUUUCCUCAUGAUAACUACUAUUUCUGAUAUGAUGUUUACUUGUGAAUCUUUUGGAUCUUUUAUAUUGAACAAAUUGUACUAGCGCUUGCAAUUACUGUAUGCAGCACCAGGUCUGAUCAAUGUUGUUCUUGGUCAAUAUUAUGGAGAAAAUUUGGGUGAUUUGUGCCUGACAA
Messenger RNA from Magnolia sinica, 1984 nucleotides. RefSeq names its product GDP-L-galactose phosphorylase 2-like. Gene Ontology annotation, cellular component: cytoplasm. The transcript is spliced from 6 exons. Gene Ontology annotation, biological process: glucose metabolic process. The coding region runs from base 459 to 1775 and encodes 438 amino acids. The record is from RefSeq and is a predicted model, not a curated record. NCBI's taxonomy places the organism in Eukaryota, Viridiplantae, Streptophyta, Magnoliopsida, Magnoliales, Magnoliaceae. Gene Ontology annotation, molecular function: GDP-D-glucose phosphorylase activity.